GGCUAAUUAAUACAAAAAAUUCAAAGUGUCUUAUAAGUGUCCAGCAACUAAAUUUCUAAUUCUAAAAUUGGAAAAGAAUUAAUAGUUUCUAAUUCUAAAAGGUUAUAAAUUUAGUCCAAUUUUUUCUCAUCAAAAUUGUCAAAUGAAGAAUUUGAUGAAACAAAAAUACACCUGUGCUUGGGUGGGAGAAGCUAUGAAGUGUGAAGAAGCAGUGAAGGCCAAUUGCAGAAUAGGAGGCACACGGAAGGGACGCAUGCAAUAGGCCAAGGUCUGCUUUCUACGGAUGGUGACCGGUGUCGGUGAGAGCAGAGACCAGUGCCAUAGACAGCACAGCAAAGAGCAGCUUCGUGAGAGCAGAGCAGCUUCGAUUAGCAUAAAGCAAAGAGCAGCUCUGGCAAGAGUACACCAACAGAAGGAAGAGAGCAACUUCGGUGAGAGCAAAUCUACAAAAAGCAGAGAGCAACGUCGGAGAUCGAACACAGCAGAGAGGGAGGGGAGCGUCGACGAUGUGAGAAAGGGUAGAGAGGCAGAGAACUUGGGUUGGGACUUGGGAGUCGAGGGUUUUCACAAACAGUUUCAGAUUUUAGAGAGUUUUUAAUUUAGUUUUUGAUGAUUUUGCAAUUUUGUUGAAAUUAUGGGUUAAAAUCGAUAUAACAAAGGAAUGGUGAGGGUGAAAUUGGUAAGAAGAUUGCAUGCUAAAUUGAACCGACGGUUUUUUUGGUUUCACUCGUUCUACCGAUUCCAUCGAUUCCAUUAAGUUUGAACGGUUUUGACAUACAAAUGGGUUUAUUAUACAAAUCAAACCAUUUUCACUCUCGAGUAACGGUCCGAUCGGUUCAACCGACCAAUCCGAUUCGAUUUUAAAAACGCUGGCUAGAGUAUAGUUGUGCUCUUGGUGCUUGUAGAAACUAAAUCGAACCAAAAUUUAUUCUUUGUAAGCUCAUUCACAAUUAAUCAUAGCUACUUUACAUCUUUUCAUCCUCCAAUAGUAAGGAAUAAAAUGUAAAUUCAUAGCAUCAUCACAAAUAUUACUAUUUGUGGUGUAUACAUAAAGCGCACCCUUAAAAUCAGCUGGAGUAUAGUUGUGCUCUUUGCGCUUCUAUGGUUCAUCACAUUUUGAACCGGACCAUAUAGUUGUCCUUUUUUCCCUUCUAUGGUGCAUCCCGUUUGGAUCCGUCUUUUUUUCUGAUGAUGGUUAAUGAGAUUUGUUAUAUCCUUUCAAAAUACCUAACUAAACUUGUGAGAAUUAUGGGAUUUUUGACAUUGAAGAAUCACGAAGGCCAAACAAACAAAAUAAAAAUAAAAAAGAAAAAAGGAGUGACAAUAAUUGAAGAAUCAGACAGAGCAGGUUCAAGCUUGACUUGAGCUCCAUAAAUAAUUAACACCUUU
Molecule: messenger RNA, 1389 nt
Organism: Rubroshorea leprosula
Lineage: Eukaryota; Viridiplantae; Streptophyta; Magnoliopsida; Malvales; Dipterocarpaceae
Source: the annotation of a GenBank genome assembly